Molecule: messenger RNA, 4487 nt
Organism: Pungitius pungitius (ninespine stickleback)
Lineage: Eukaryota; Metazoa; Chordata; Actinopteri; Perciformes; Gasterosteidae
Exons: 26
Coding region: 122-4153 (1343 amino acids)
Biological process (GO): cell-cell adhesion
Molecular function (GO): protein binding
Source: RefSeq, a predicted model, not a curated record
UUUACCCAAUUGAAUAUUCCUGUUGAGGCUCAGACUCUUAACUGGUUUUGGUGUUUUAAAGCAAUCGGGGUGAUUUUCUUAUUCUUCCUCACUGGAGGUUUUGACUCGGGAGAGUGUGGAGAUGAACUUUGGAAAUUUACUUCUUGUGACUGUCUCAUUCAUCACCAUCGCAUCAGGCUCCAGGGCGCGGUUUGAAGACGGCGCACCUCGGAUCGUGGAGGACCCCUCGGAUUUGAUCGUCUCCAAGGGGGAGCCUGCCACCCUCAACUGCAAGGCAGAGGGCAGACCCGCUCCCAGUAUUGAGUGGUUCAAGGAUGGCGAGCGCGUGGAGACGGACAAAGACGACCCCCGGUCUCACCGCAUGUUGCUGCCCAGCGGCUCGCUCUUCUUCCUGCGCAUCGUGCACGGACGCCGGAGCAAACCGGACGAGGGCGUCUACACCUGUGUGGCCCGCAACUACCUGGGAGAGGCCAUUAGUCGUAAUGCGUCACUGGAUGUUGCCAUCCUGAGAGAUGAUUUCCGACAUGCCCCGAGCGACGUGGUGGUGGCUGCCGGUGAGCCAGCGGUGUUGGAGUGUGUGCCUCCACGCGGUCACCCCGAGCCCACCGUGUCCUGGAAACGCAACAACGUCCGAGUCAGCACCAGGGAUGACCGCAUCUCUAUGCGUGGGGGAAAACUGAUGAUCUCUCACACCAGAAAGAGCGAUGCUGGCAUGUAUGCCUGUGUGGGCACUAAUAUGGUUGGAGAGAGGGACAGCGAUCCUGCAGAGCUGGUUGUAUACGAGCGCCCCGUGUUGGUACGGAGGCCGGUGAACCAGGUGGUCAUGGAGGAAGACACCGUUGACUUCCUUUGUGAGGUCCAUGGAGAUCCACCGCCCACUGUAAGAUGGCGCCGAGAGGAAGGGGAGCUUCCCCGGGGAAGGUUUGAAAUCCGCAACGGAAACAGCCUCCAUUUGUUCAAUGUUAGAGAGCAGGAUGAAGGGACGUACACCUGUACGUCUGAGAACAGUGUGGGCACGACGGAGGCCUCGGCCAUGUUGCAGGUCCACGUACCACCUCAGAUUUCCACGAAGCCCCGAGACCAGAUCGCCACACAAGGGAGGAGUGUUGCCUUCCAAUGCGGCACUACAGGAAACCCUCAACCUGCCAUCUUCUGGCAGAAAGAGGGCAGCCAGAUGUUGCUGUUCCCCGGCCAGCCACCUUCACAGUCUGGUCGUUACUCUGUCUCCAUGAGCGGAGAACUGACCAUCGCUGAUGUGCACCCGGAGGACUCUGGUUUCUACAUCUGCCAGGCCAUCAGUGUAGCAGGAAGCGUGUUGACCAAGGCGCUGCUGGAGGUGGAGGGAGGUCCUUCAGGUCGGGUUCCGCCAAUUAUUCGCCAAGGUCCGGCCAAUCAGACUGUAUCCCGGGGUGCGACGGCGCAGCUGCACUGUCAUGUAAACGGAGGGCCCUCAGUCAGGAUUUCAUGGGAGAAGGACGGAGAGAGACUUCUGGGAAAUAAAACUCGACAGAUCUUGAUGGAAAAUGGCACUUUGCAAAUCACAGACAUAAAGGACACAGACUCGGGGAUGUACACGUGUGAAGUAUCCAGCGCCACGGGGGAAUCGAGCUGGAGUGGGAUGCUGACUGUCAGAGAAGAUGGAGUUUCCCCCGUAUCCAGAGCUUCUGAGUUCAUCCAGCUUCCGGGGCCUCCGCAGAAGCCGAUAGUGACGGAAGUGACCAAAAACACUGUCACCCUUACCUGGCAGUCCAACCCCCACGAAGGAGGGGCCGCUGUUACCUCCUACAUCAUCGAGGCCUUCAGCCAAUCCGUGGGCAGCACCUGGCAGACGGUGGCGGACCACGUGAAGCAGGAGAGGCACACGGUUGUGGGACUCUUCCCAAACACUGUUUAUCUCUUCAUAGUCAGAGCGGUCAACUCUUACGGCCUCAGCGACCCCAGCCCAAUCUCCGAGCCUGUCAGGACGCAGGAUGGGAGUCCGACAGAACAAGGUGUGGACCACAGACAGGUGCAGCGAGAGUUGGGAGAGGUGUCUGUCUACCUGCAGAAGCCUGUGGUUCUGUCUCCAACCAGUGCCAGGAUUUCUUGGACUGUCGCCCUUCAGUCUCGCUACGUUCAGGGCUAUCGGAUAUUCUACCGGACUAUCGGCAGCUCUUGGUUGGUCCGGGAUGUGGAGGCCACUUCUGACCACAGCGUCGUCAUAGCAGAUCUGUACAGCAGCACAGAGUACGAGGUCAAGAUACGCCCUUACUUCAACGAGCUGCAGGGACAUGACAGCCUCAUGGUUCUUCUGCGCAUGCCGGAGGAGGUGUUAAGUGCGCCUCCACAGGCUGUAUCAGUGGUUCAGCUCACCAACAGCUCCAGUAUCAGUGUGUCCUGGGAGCCUCCGCCUCAUAACACUCAGAGCGGCAUCAUUCAAGAGUACAAGGUCUGGUGUCUCUGCAGCGGCACCGAGCGGGAAAACCAGAUCAACCGAACGGUGGAUGGAGCGGUUCUGUCCAUCCUGCUGACGGGCCUGUUGCCUGACGUGCGGUACUCGGUGGUGGUGGCUGCUGUCACCGGUCUGGGUGUGGGCGCUCGAAGCCAAGCCGUCAGCCUGCUUCUCACUCUCCCUGAGGGCAAUACGCCUGAGAAGAAAGGCCGAGACCUCAGCAUAUCGGAGCAAAUCACGAGUUUCGUCCGGCAGCCGGCCUUCGUGGCGGGACUCGGUGUGGCCGCGUGGUUGGUGCUGAUGGGCUUCGGUGGUUGGUUCUACUGUCGACACCGCAGGAGGAAGCAGCUGGGACACUACACCACGUCCUUCGCAUACACCCCAGCGGUUGGCUUUGCUCAUAGCGAAGGAUCUGGAAUCGCCAAUGGAGGCCCUGGGUUGUUAGGAUCAAACAUGGGUAACUACCCCUGGCUGGCGGACUCUUGGCCCACUCCGAACAUCCCUCACAACAGCAAAGACUGUGGAAAACUGGACUCUGACAGAUAUUAUAACACCAUCGGCAACAUGAACUACCCGAAUCAUGCCGAGAAACGCAGCACGGCGUCCAACGACAGUCCCAUCUACAGCACCAUCAACACGGCCGCCGAGGACGAGCUGCUGGCCUACUACGACACUUACUCCAGCGCGUCCUACAACCAGGGCCCGGACCCGUACAGCAGCAACCCAGCGCUGCCCAACGGCGGCCCGGUGGCCCUGGAGCUAGACCUGGACCACUGGACCAUCCAGUCUGCUCAUUCUGGGUCUGAAUAUGCCAAGCUCCAGUAUACAAAGAAAAGCAACGAUAAACUGGUAAAGCAGAGGUCCACUGGGUCCUCGUCCAGGACGGCUCCUCUCACCUGGGUGGAUGUUUUGUCGCUGCCUCUCCCUCCCAACAGAGACAAAGGUCAAACAAAGCCAGAAAAAGAGGAUGAGGAACACAGUUCUGGGGAGGAAGAUGACAACUGGUGUCCGCCGCUGCCCGCCAGGACCUACCUAAUGGACUCUUCCAGGGAGGAACUCUCCAGCCUGCCCUCCAAAGCGGCCGAGCUGUCCUACGCCGCAACGCUGAUGUGCGCCGCCCAGCGGGACGCACACAGUCCGCGGCUGCAGCACUUGGACCUGUUGGCCCGUCACCACUCGGCCUCCAAGGUUUCCCAGUCCAACCCGGACCUGUUUGCCAUCCCCAAGGCCCAGGUGGCGGGGGAGAUCUCCCUUGCCAGCCAAUGGGCAGACGAUUUGAACGGACAAUCUUGUGCUCCAACGGCCGGCUCCAGCCCUGCAGUCCAGGCGCACAGAUCCAGGAGUAAGAAGAAAACACCUAAAGAUGGACAACUCAGACGAGAGCUACACAGCCAAGCAGAACUUCCCCCUGCACCAGUGCCCCCCUCCACAGAUGACCCCCUGCAGCUCUUGGCGGAUGGUUUGAGCCGCGGCCGGACAGACCCUGAGAGUAAAGAGGGGAGCGACUCCCCGACCCUUAAGAAGAGCAGAGAACGUUUAUCACCUGAAAGAAUAGGACCUGCAGAGUUGUUAUCACAGGAUGAGGAUUCAAUCCCAUACGGACAGCCCAGCUUUCUGCCCCAGGUCCAGAUGUCAGGCUACGGUUCCCUGGGAGCAGGAGUCCUGUCACAACCCUCCACCACCGGCCGUAGGAGAGAACUGAGUGUAGAUGGACGCCAGUGAAUGAAAUCCUCUAAUCCUCCAGUUCCCUGUCUUUGCAAACCAUCAAUCUGUUGCCAUGGUAACCUAUGGAAAGCCGAAGACUUAAGGGAAAGCGUCAAGGCUCGCCAUCUGCCUUUUCACAAAGUAUUUUGGUUUUAUCUUAAUGAUUUUAUGUUAAUCACUCCUUCUUCAUGUAUAUAGCCAUCUUUGUAAUUUUGUAAAAAAUGUGAUCAGAUGAAGUAUCACCAGAAGUGAAUCUGGGGUUUUAAAAUACAGUAUUUUUAGCCAUUGGGAAGUUCUUGUAACAAUUUCAUUAUUGUACAGCAAAUAAAUAAAUGAAUGUAUAUUCUGUUUA